Messenger RNA from Cajanus cajan (pigeon pea), 1045 nucleotides. Its product is annotated as mitochondrial import receptor subunit TOM20. Gene Ontology annotation, biological process: protein insertion into mitochondrial outer membrane. NCBI's taxonomy places the organism in Eukaryota, Viridiplantae, Streptophyta, Magnoliopsida, Fabales, Fabaceae. Gene Ontology annotation, cellular component: mitochondrial outer membrane translocase complex. The record is from RefSeq and is a predicted model, not a curated record. Gene Ontology annotation, molecular function: protein binding.
UUUUUUCGACCACGUUCCUACACGUAGGUCAGUACUGGUCACACUGUCUCAUAAGAGGAACUAGCAUCGAAAUCAAAAACCCAAAACCCUAAAAAGCGAAAGAAACCCCCAAAGUAUCUUUCGCUCUGAAACCACCAUGGAUUUGCAGCCCAACGAGUUCGAUCGCCUCUUGUUUUUCGAGCACGCUCGUAAGACCGCAGAAGCCGACUACACCAAGAACCCUCUCGACGCCGACAACUUAACGAGAUGGGGAGGAGCUCUAUUGGAGUUGUCUCAGUUUCAGAGUUUUCCCGAGUCGAAGAAAAUGACCCAAGAGGCUAUUUCGAAGCUGGAGGAGGCACUUACUGUGAAUCCCAAGAAGCAUGAUACACUUUGGUGCCUGGGAAAUGCUCACACUUCACAAGCGUUCUUGAUUCCAGACCAGGAGGAGGCAAAGGUUUUAUUUGAUAAGGCAGCUGAUUACUUUCAGCAAGCUGUUGAUGAGGACCCUUCAAAUGAACUUUACCACAAAUCAUUGGAAGUGGCUGCCAAGGCUCCUGAGCUGCAUGUAGAAAUCCAUAAGCAUGGAUUUGGUCAGCAGCAGCAGGCAGCAGCAACAGCUGGAUCUUCUACUUCUUCUUCGGGUACAAAGACUCAGAAGAAAAAGAAGAGCAGUGAUCUGAAGUAUGACAUAUUUGGAUGGGUAAUUCUCGCAGUUGGUAUUGUUGCAUGGGUGGGAUUUGCAAAAUCGAAUCUGCCACCACCCCCUCCUCCACCUCCUAGAUAAGUGGAGCCAUUUGAUUUGUCUGAUGCAUUAUUGAUUAUUGAGAAAUGAUAUUUGAUUUCGGCCAGUGGCGUUUAUUUAGUUUUUGACAGUAGUAGUUGUAUGUCAUGGUGUAGCCAUUGGCUUAUCUGAUCCCAUCAUACGAAAUUUUAUCAUACUAUGGGUUGAGCAGUUAAAUAUGUCCGGCUUAGAUCUUUGCUAGUAUAUGCAAAAUCAAAAGCAUUGCCAUCGAUCAAGUAUUGAAUAUAAUAAUUUUCUGCUAAUGUUUCGGUUUUUCAUUUA